Messenger RNA from Varanus komodoensis (Komodo dragon), 1008 nucleotides. RefSeq names its product steroid receptor RNA activator 1 (gene SRA1). The annotation marks the transcript as partial. Gene Ontology annotation, cellular component: nucleus. NCBI's taxonomy places the organism in Eukaryota, Metazoa, Chordata, Lepidosauria, Squamata, Varanidae. Gene Ontology annotation, biological process: regulation of transcription by RNA polymerase II. The transcript has 3 exons. The record is from RefSeq and is a predicted model, not a curated record.
CUGGACCGCCGCCGCUACCCGCGCACACGGCGAGCUGGCCUUCCCGGCGCCCGGGGGCUUCUCCAGGGGCCGAUGUCGCGGAGCCGCUCGGCCCCGAUGCCGAGGAAGCGUGCGAAGCGGAGGACGUGCUUUCCACCUUGGGCGCGACUCUGGAGGCGUGCAGGGGCCGCGCGCAGAAACAGGUUUGCGAUGAGAUCAGCAAGCGCUUGGCAAUGCUGCAGCAGAUGUGGGUGCAAGGCAACCUCUCUGCCCCCGUGAGGAGGGGAAUGGGGAUUCUGACACAAGAGCUCGAGGCUCAGCGCUGGGAAUCUGCGGAUGAGAUCCAUCGUUCCCUCAUGGUGGACCACGUCGCAGAAGUGAGCCAGUGGAUGGUGGGGAUCAAAAGGCUCAUUGCGGAAGCAAAGGACUUGCAUGCAGGUGACCUGCCCGCAGAAGAUCCUGGGCAGCAGUGAAGCCUCUGUGGAGCGCGAGGGCCAGUGAGAUUGGCCUCCGCCCAGGCUUAUCUGGGCCUCAUCCUGGGGGCGGCUCAAGCUAGUGAGGUUUGUUUUUUCGACCCCACUGCUUCUGCUGUGGAUCAGCUAUCUACUCAGGUUAGCUUUUGCUCUCCUGACUAAAGCUGAAUCAAGAAGAAUCUCUCAGGUAAGCCAGAGAACUCUGAGCAGCUUUUGGAAAUCUGCAACGAUUUGAGAGUAAAGAUGCUAACUUCCCUUAUACUUACACACAUGAAUAGAGCUCGGCUGCUGGAAAGCUGCUUAAUUUUACAGUGAUAAAUGGACCCUGAACUGCUCAGAGCCACUGCAAAGGCCUGCUCAUGAUUCCCAACUCCAUCGAGAGUUCCUGCUCUUUGUCUUCCUUACACCUUCAUGGAACCAUUCCUGUCUGUCUUCUGGGAAGUGCUUUCUGUACCAAGGGUGCUGCCUUCCUUCAAGGCAGGUGCACCUGGAGCCCAGUAUAAUGAGAAGUGGGGCAGAGGUUAAAAAUAACAAAAUAAACGAAUAUUUACUUCAA